AUGUACGUGUAAACAUUAUAUAUUUCCAAAAUAGAGGUUAAAUGAUUUUUGGGAAAUGCAGUGAGAUAUUUUUUUGCUUAGUCAACCCUUUGACCUCUUAAGAGUGACUAGCAUCUAAUUUCUCCUUACAAUAUCACCCUUGAAUAAAACAUUAAUGUCAUGAGAAUAAAGGAAAUCAUCAACAACUAAAAAUGUUCUUAAUAGCUAAACAAAUUCUCCUCGUCAGCACCUUAGGAAAUGUAUAGGGAACAGUAUUGGGAAUAUGCAUACUGAUGUUAGGGUGUAUAGGGCUACAGAAUUUGGUGAUCUUCUACACAAAAUGUCAGCAAGCAGAAUUAUUACUUCAUCAACUCACAAAGAUAUGAGGGAAGUUCUCCUUUUAUGUAUUUUUUAUCCGCAUUGUAGCUUCCAAACAGCUGUGAUAUGGGUAGAUGAGGUAGCAAGAAUUUCAUAGAAAAUCCUUCUUCUGAUAAUAGUGAAUGAUAUAAUUGAAAAUCUAGCAUUGCAUAACAUCAGAUCUUUGAAAGAUAGGCACAAAGAACAGUGUCAUAAAUUAACUCUUUAACUCAGUCAUAUCUAAUACUGUGCCUAAACUCCAUCAUCUGCUACUACCCAAGAACAUUCAAUUUCAUAGGUAGAUACAGCUUAGAAACCAGAAUAAUUUUAUGUUACCAAAAAAGUGCACUAAUUGUUUCACAAGCACAUUUAUUCCAUCCAUGUCCAAUUGCUACAAUGUUUAUACAAAGUUUUUUAUAUUCAUUUUAUACUACAUGGAAUUUUUAUGUUAUAACUUGAACUUUUAAAUUUAUAAAUUUCAUGCAAUUCAGUCUUAAGAAGAUGCAAAUUUUGAAUAUUUUGAUACACUAUCUAUCUAUCUAUCUAUCUAUCUAUCUAUCUAUCUAUCUAUCUAUCUAUCUAUCGAUCGACCAAUCUAUCAAUCUGUCUAUUUAAAGGUAUAUAUCUAAGUAUUUAUCGGGCUAGUAUCUAUAUAUUUCUUGAUUACCGAAAUGUUAUUUACAUCAAAUCACAAGUGAUAUGAGGAAAAAUGACUUCACUGUAUGCUUUGGUAUCAUGCUUUAAAAGAGGGAGAAUUUGUAAUAUUUCAUUUAUUUGAUAUCUAUCUGUUAACCCUUUAGCUCCCAGAAGUGAUUAACCUGUAGCUUCUCCCAACAAUAUCUAAACAUUAUUAACAAACAGCUGAUGAGAAUACUCAAACUUAUCAGGUUAAGUUGUUAUCUUGAUCUAACACCAAAUUCUCAUUACUAAUUAACAAGGAAAUGUGCAGCAGCUAGUGGGGGGAAAUAGAUAUUUGAGGUUAAAGUUAAUUGAUUGUCUUUGUCCUAUUUUGACUUUCAGAUACAAAAUGCAUUAUAGACCUCUGAACUUAAACCGCCUUCAGUUCUUCAUAGAUAGUGGCCGUUUAAACCCCAAUGCACCCAUUACCAUGUAUCAUCUUUGGAGAUCAGGAGUUACUGGAGGAAGAAUAAAGGAUGGGGUUGUAUUGCUGGGAGGGGUAAGUAGUUCAGCUGCUCUACUUUUAUGAAAAUGAUGCAUUUUGAUUGUAGCAGGAUUAGUAGAAUUUUCUUUAGGUAAGUGAUGCCUUCCUCUUUCCUAUCUCAAGAAUCUAUUUCACUCUCCAAGAAUUAUAAUCGGUACAUUUUUGAUCAGAGUUUAAAGUGCAAUUAAGUGAGAGCUAGUUAGACAUUUGAAUGCUGUAAAGGAACUGCAAGGAAAUAAAAGUACUUUUUGACACACAACUUGUUUUUAUCUGGCAGGGUACAACUUGGUUCCAAGCUAAAGUUAAUAUCGAGGUUAGCAAAGCAUCAAAAACUGCUAUAAAAGCCAUUGAACGACAGGGUGGAAAAAUCACAUGUGCUUAUUACAACAAACUGGGCCUUCGUUUGUUACUUAAACCAGAAAAGUUUGAAGGGAAGAGGAUUCCAAGAAGAGCUCGUCCUAAUACAAAGUUAAUGGAAUAUUACACAAGUGUUGAGAACAGAGGAUACCUGGCAGAUCCUGAUGAACUUGAAAAGGCCAGGCAACUUACUUACAAACUUGAAAAUGAAGUGGAUUAAAGCAGAAUGUACUAACCGUACUUGUAGUGUUGUAUUAAUAAGGUCUGUAAGCAAGGUUUUACAAUAUCAAAUAAUGUGUGAACACUAGUUACAUGCAUGUAAAUAAUAAAUAGAGUUCUCUAACACUUAUCCCAUAUGGCCUGUUGGUGCUUUACAGUAAAAUUUGAUAUUGACUUCCCCACUCUGUCACUGUGUGGAAUUUUCAAAUACAGAUUCUGUGAGGCAUUAGCGUAAGUGUGAUAAGUACUUUUUGAUCGAGGGUUGUGAACCAAAACCAUAGUGAACAAAAUGUCUAAUUAGACCAAGAGCAAAUAUCACCAAUAAAUACCAAUGGGAUUUCAGAGUUAUUCACAUAACUAGCGGGAGGUAUGCAGGAAAACACAAGUGACCUAGUUUUAGUUUGUAUCUGAUUGGUUGAGAUUGUGGUGCAAGUACUCUAGAGCAAUCUUUGAGAAAAGUUGGGAAAAACCAAUGUACUCCUGUCAAUUACUUCGGACAUACACUUGAAAGUUUCUGUAAGAUCUGAUGAAAGAACACUACCUGGAUGUGUGCCAGUGUUGCUUGAAGCUUUUGUACUCCUUGUGAAUAAAGUGCCACAGGCUUUCCUUUCUUCUUUCCUUUGUUUCAUUUUUACUGCAUUUCUUUACUGGUCUCAUACUUUGCUUCAUCUAAGUGGCCUUAAUUUUUUCUCUUUCUUUAUUAUUAGGGAACAUGUAAGAGCAGGCAUGAGGCACAAGGCAAGGGUGAUCAAAUCUAAGCUGAUUGGCCAUGGGCAUCUCUCCUCCCCCCUUAUUUUCCUUGAAAAGAGAAGGAAUUCAAUGUAAUUUGAAUUUACAGCACCAUAUUUUUAGAAAACUCUCAGUGAGCGGGAGAUAAGGCCACAACGUGGAACCAGAAGUUUAUCACCAUGUUGUUUUUUUCUGGUUUUGAAACUGACCAAGCAACAAAUCUUAGAGUACAUGUACAUAUAUGAUCAUGAUGUCAUUUCAUUCCCUUUGGUUCACAACUUGAUGAUCAACAAGAUGAUGUGUUUAACUCUGUUUUUAAUUGUAUUCUACUGUCCUUCUAACUGAUAUUAAAUCAUACAAGAAAAUCAACAUUUUUGUUCUUCAUGGGUUUAAUUUGGUAGAAUACAUUUGUUGGUUAUGUCUGGACAUUUUACUUCUUAGAUCAUUACAAUCUUGAAUACUCUAAACUCUGUAACCUGUUCCAGGUUUUCACUUUGUAAACAGGGCAAGUGGGAACUACUCUCCAUUUUUUAUUCUGCACUGUUAUCAUGUUGUGUUUGCCACACAUCCUAUUUGUCACACCCUCCAUUAUCUUAAUUAAGGCAUGAAACAGGCUAUGAUCUCUGGAGCUUCUUUAUUUAACUAUUGUGCAUGCCAUAAUGUCACUUAUUAACCAACUGUACAAGGUAGAGUAAAGAAAACAUCAAAUAGAGCACAA
Messenger RNA from Pocillopora meandrina, 3521 nucleotides. The record is from the annotation of a GenBank genome assembly. NCBI's taxonomy places the organism in Eukaryota, Metazoa, Cnidaria, Anthozoa, Scleractinia, Pocilloporidae.